AGGAGGCCGGGCCCCGCGCCGGCGGCGCGUGCAGGGACGUCCUCGAGGCGCUGGUGGCGCUCGUCGCGGUGCACGGCAGGGCGCCGCUGCCGCUGCAGCUCCUCGCCGGCGUGCUCGCGCGCGCCGGGCCCGAGGCCGCGGCCGUCGUCCUGGAGCGCGUGGAGGCGUCGCACGCCCUGCUCGCGUGCCUGGUCGACGCGAUGGCGGAGGGUGAGGGCGCGGCGGCGGCGGAGCACGCCGCCGCCCUCGUGCUACGCCUGGCGGAGAGGGGCUCCGCGGCCCUGGAGCCGCACCUGCGCGCGGCGGGCGGCAGGCUGUCGCGGCUGCUGGCGGCGGUGCGCCCCGAGGGCCCUUCGGCGGCGGGGACGCUGGCGCUGUACUCGCUGUGCGCGCUGCGCCCCCAGCUCCUCGGGCAGCUGCUGGGCGACGAGCCGCGCGCCCGCCUGCGCCGCGCAGCGGAGGGCGUCGCGCGGUGCCUCGCGUCGCCCGCCGCGGCCGUGCGCUGCGCGGCCGCCUGUCUGGCGGAGCAGCUCGCGGCGGCCGCGCCGCCGGGCCUGUGCGGCGGCUCCUGGCUGGGCCACGCUGCCCUCGCGGCCUGGCUCGUCGACUGCUGCGGCACCUGCGACGACUUGGCCUCCAGCACAGCGGCGGCCAGGGCACUGGGGUACCUGGCGGACGACGCCGACGUGCUCCGCCGGAUGCACGGUCUCGCCAUCGAUGCCCUGGUGGAUGCCUGUGCGCGGGCAGCCGUCUCAGCCGCCGACGGCCCGCUGGAGGCCCCGCGGGAGUUGCUCAGGGCUGCGGUUGGCAGCCUGCGCCGCCUCUGCGACGCGCCGUGCCCCACGCAGCUAGAUCCACGGCGUCUGCUUCGCCUUCUCGGCGCCGCCCUCGACGCGGGGCCGGCCACAGGUGGGGCAUCCGUGCCCACGACGCGCCUCUCAGCGGGGGAGUGCCUGGAGCCCUUGGGCCUCGCACUCGCCGCGCGGCCUUUGCGGUGCAGCGAGGGUGGCGACGCAGAGGCACUCGGCCAGGCCCUGCAGGUCUGCGCCGCGCACCUGUCGCGGAUAGCCGCGGCGCCGGCCCCGGAGCCGCCGGGGGCGAUAUGCUUGCUGCUCUCUUCGUCCGCCUUCGCGGUCGCGCCGCCGGCGCCCAACGGCGCAGAGGGCGGCCUGCUCAGUUGCGCACGUUGUCUCGGUGGUCUUCCGCUGCGGCCUGAGUCAGUGCUGGCGCUGGCAGCCGCGCUGUGGCCUUCGCUCGUGGCCGUAGAGGCGCCGCCUGCGAAGUGGUGGGAGACCGUUGAGGAGCUGGCCGGGCUUGUGCCGUCGCUGCUCUUGGCACCCGCCGGGGCGUGGCAGGGUGAGGACGAGCAGGCGCCCCUGGCGCACGCCACGCCUGUCGGGGCGCAGCCCUCGACAGCGGCCCAGCUGCUGGCGGCGCUUGUCGCGCCGAGCCUGCGUGCCGCGGGGCUUGGCGGCACUGGUGGGCAGCAGGGCGGCCUGGAGCUGCCCGCCCAGGAGCUGGCCGGCGGGUGCGACGGGCUCCUUGGGCUUGGGCGGCCCGGGCACCGGCAGGCGCUCGUCGCCGCUGGCGCGGCGCUGCACGCGGCGGCGCAGGGGCGCCCGCCCCCGAGGCCCUCCCGCUUCCGGCUGCUCCUCGAUCGCGUGCUGGGCACGCUGCCGGGCACGCCCCCGCCCGAGCUGCCGCCGCGCGCCCUCGUCUUCCUUGCGGCCGCGGCCGCGCGGGCUGGCCAUGCGGACGAGGCCGCGGGGGUGGACGACGGCGGCACGGUGGUGAUCGACGCGGAGGGGGGUGGCGCCACCGUGGUGAUCGACGCCGAUGUGGGCCCGGAGUGGCUGUGGCGGGCGGCGGCGGCCGCCUUCUGCGAUCCGAGGUUCGCCCGCGAGUGGGCCUGGCUGCGCGCUGGCGGCGUGCGCGGCGGCGGCGAGAGCCUGCGGCUGGCGCUGGCCUGGCUCCUGGAGGGCGCGGGCCGGGAGCGCCCGGAGGCCGACGGCGUGCUGCGGGCGGCCCUGCGCCACGAGGCGGCCGCUGCUGCGGCGCCGCCCUCGGGCGAGUCCGCGGCCCUUGAGGGGGCCAGGAUGGCGUGGCUGGCUUCUGCCGUGCCGUCGG
Molecule: messenger RNA, 2127 nt
Organism: Prorocentrum cordatum
Lineage: Eukaryota; Dinophyceae; Prorocentrales; Prorocentraceae
Source: the annotation of a GenBank genome assembly